ACAAAAAAAAAAAAAAAAAAAAAAAAAAAGAGACUUAGUCCAAUAGGGUCUCAAUGAUGCCAUUAUAGUUUUUACUUUUCACUAUUUUUGAGUGCAAAAUGUUUCUCCUGGGUGUAACAAAUUGUUUUCUAUCGGUCUUACGACAAUUUCCUUCGGAUACAACCCAAAAAAGAUUUGACAGCGGGGGGAAGAGGGAACAUGUGUGGCUCUCUAAACAGAAGAGCUGGUCACAUCCAGCUUUAAAAAAAAAAAAAAAGCAGCAACAACAAACGACGGAUCUGACAUGUGCUUUCUCUACUUUCUUGGUCCUGUAUUAGGUAUUCUUAUGUCGCAUCGAUCUAGUGGGCCACUGCAAACACUCCCCAGACAUCUGAAGCAUCGUUUGCAUCUCUGUCAGCUGACAUCAAUGGUAUUUGGGCGCUUUGAUGUUGCCUCUUCAACCAACAGCUCAGCCGGACUCAACAUUUACUCCGCAUUCCACUCAAGACGACACGGAGCAUCGCGCGCAGCCAUCAAAUACCGUUUUUCUCACAGCGAAAGGGGCAAGCAGCUUCAGUCCGCAUUCUCCCAGCCUAUUCCGACUUCUGCAUAUUGUCGUCGCCAUCAUCGCCUGGACUGUAAACGGACAUGCUGUGCUCUUGCAAAGUUGCAGCAGGAACAGCAACAAGCACUCGAACUUAAAAAGAAGAUGGCCAAUAAUUACUUUAUGAGUAAUAGUGUCCGCAUGACCAACCAUAGCAAACAGGAUACUCAUAACCAUGCACGCGUGACAGGAUUGGUGGAUGCUAUCCCUGCAUUCUUGAAGUGUUCAGCAAUGAGCUACCGAGACAUCGCCAAGGCAAUGGUUGACAAGGGGGAGAUCAAGGACAUGAAGGAUAUGAAGGUCCUUGGGGGCUGGUACAGAUUGCUUUUGGAGAUGAUGACCCAGGCAGUGAUCGAGUCCUAUCUGUGCGAUGAAGAUACUGGAUUCGACACCAUUUUGGAUGUGUUUUCAUAUGGCGAUGAUCCCGAGGAUACAGAGGCAACCUUAAAGAAUUUCACAACUGAAGAAGACAUUGUGAAUCCAUCUACUACACCCUCGUCCCCUUCGUCUUGUCACAGCCCAUCAACUCCAGGAGUAGAGGGACUGCAUUUCCCAAACAUUAGUACAUCGAUGCCGUCAAUUCAAAAUCACUAUCGUCAACACCCAACGCCACCAUUGCAUGAUGUUACUACACAGGACCGUCAAGACGAUAUCCUUUUCGCAAAGACACCUGAGUAUAUGACCUUUAAAAUCGCCAAAGACGAGCGUUUACAUGAGGUAAAAAAAAAAAAAAAAAAAAAAAAAAAGUUUGUUUGUGCUGAUUAAUACACAUUUGUAAUUUACAGCUAAAACUUUUUUUUUAUUUUUUCCCUCCUCCUAGUUCUUGACACUGAAUGGCACAAAUAUGGAACAACAUUUUGCAGGGCUCGCAAAGAAAUAUCCAUUGAUUGUGUUUGAGCGUCAGAUGACUCACUUCAUAGCACGAUCCCAAAAACUGUUA
Molecule: messenger RNA, 1523 nt
Organism: Lobosporangium transversale
Lineage: Eukaryota; Fungi; Mortierellomycota; Mortierellomycetes; Mortierellales; Mortierellaceae
Exons: 1
Coding region: 284-1348 (354 amino acids)
Source: RefSeq, a predicted model, not a curated record